Limanda limanda (common dab) is the source of this 2979-nucleotide messenger RNA. It is a transcript of the gene alkbh7, whose product is annotated as alkB homolog 7. Gene Ontology annotation, cellular component: mitochondrial matrix. Lineage: Eukaryota; Metazoa; Chordata; Actinopteri; Pleuronectiformes; Pleuronectidae. Gene Ontology annotation, biological process: fatty acid metabolic process; DNA damage response. Bases 113 to 835 code for a protein of 240 amino acids. The transcript is spliced from 4 exons. The record is from RefSeq and is a predicted model, not a curated record.
GGCGGCCCCCGUAACCGUCUGACAUCUGCGGGGGAAAAGACAACAACAGCUGAGGGGAAGGUAAAGAGGAUCGUGUGGCGACUGGCGAGUGGAUGACAGUUCCGACCGGAGGAUGAAGCUGCUGCUGUCGGUGUGGACUCGUCUCCACAGACCGCCCCCCCUCCCCGGAGCUCGACUCGGUUCGGCUCGGCUCGGCUCCGGGGCCGCGGACGAGGCUCUGAUCCGGGGCUCCAGCCCGCGAGCUGCCGCGGACGAGGCUCUGAUCCGGGGCUCCAGCCCGGAGCUGCUGCGGGCUCUCGGCUCGCAGGUGGAGGUGAAGACGGCCUUCAUCACCGAGGAGGAGGAGGCUGCUCUCCUGGGGGAGCUGGAGCCCGGACUCCGGAAGAAACGAUACGAGUUCAGCCACUGGGACGAUGCUAUUCACGGCUACCGGGAGACUGAGCGCGUGAGGUGGGGGGAAGCGUGCGAGGAGGUCCUGAGUCGUGUCCGGUCCGUUGCAUUUCCGGAGGGCUGUUCGCUCCUCGGGCCCGUGCACGUUCUGGAUCUGGACAAGACUGGCUACAUCAAGCCGCACAUCGACAGCGUCAAGUUUUGUGGCAGCACCAUUGCUGGGUUGAGUCUUCUGUCGGGCAGCGUCAUGCGCUUGGUGAGGGAGGAUGCAAAGAACCACUGGCUGGACCUUCUGUUGCCCCGACGCUCACUCUAUAUACUCAGGGACCAGGCCCGAUUUAGCUUCACUCAUGAGAUCCUGAAAGAUGAAGAGUCUGUGUUCGAUGGAGAGAGAGUUCCUCGGCAGCGACGCAUCUCUGUCAUCUGUCGAAACCUUCCAGACUGACUCGACUUGGACAUUCAUAACGGAGCAUAAAUUGAAUUUAAAGGAACUGUGUCACUGGUCUCUAUCUUUGAAGAAAUAACUAAAAGUCCAGUUCUAAAGUUUGCUCGAGAGUGAAGUGUUUAUUUUGAUAUAUAUAUUUUCAAAAUGAGCUAACACAGAGAGAGUGGCUCUGAAGAGGUAAGUCACACACAGGGGGCUUAGAAUCUGACUUUGUCUACAUAUUUUGAUCUUUAAUAAUACAUUUUAACACGCACGUGAAUGACAGCAUACUUAAUGGAUGAUAUUUUGAUAAUUUAAACAAUGAGAAAUAUCAACUCCAUUUAAAAAAAUUUAAAAAAUGUCACAUGGGCCUUUUUUGGCCCCAAUGAUUCUUUACAUUUUGAAUAUUAAGUAUGGUUAAACACAUCUGUUGAAAAUAUGAACUAUCUAAGCAAACAAUUAUCCUAUAAUAAAGAAUCACAUAAAAGAUCCAUAAGCAUACAUUUAAGUAUUUAAUUUUAAUUUGAUUUAUUAAGUCCUUAACUUAUCCUAUAUCCUAGGAGGCUACUUUAUUUAAUCUAAAGGGCGGGAUCUGACCUUUCUUAUGUCAUCUUUCCCUCCAGUUGGCUCAAUCCCAAUACACCAUGACUGCAACUCAAUUGUAGGCAGUUCUUACAAAUGCUGCGGAAAUAUAAAAUACUUUUAGGUGGAAGUGCAAAUAAAGAAAAUACAUAGGGCUUCAAUUACACUUUGCACAUUAAAGGUGAAUGAUUUUCCUAUUGAAUUGUGCUGGCAUGGUUUUUUUAAGUGAGGAUAAAUCUGCAUUUGUUGUUGUUUACUGUCCUGUUCUAUAAACAGCUUUGGUUUGAAAUCACUGAAAACUUAAAUGUAACUUUUAAAUUUAUUUCUGGAAUUUUAUUUGACAAACAGGGAUGAUGUGCAGCAGCUUGAAAAAAAAUCUGUUCAGUACUACUCUGUUGAAAACACUUCAGCAUACUGUGUUCAACAUAAUUUGAAUGCACCAAGGCCUAACAGUCCAAUUAAGAUUCACCAAAUUGUACACACUCAUAGAUGUUACAGAUUUUUUUAGAGACACUGUGCUCUCCCCUCUCUAAGUGCAUGUGGAUGUCGUGUCUGGGCAAAGGUCCAAGGCUUCACUCCCUAGACGCUACAGAAAUGAGACAGCCUGAGCAGGAACUACUGUCUCCAGAAAUUGUUUAGGAACUAGCAGACCAAUAGACUAAAUGAUCUGAAAGGGUUUGAAGUGUGACUGCAGUAAAGCAGACUUCAGAAUAUGAGGACAUCCUGCACAGUUGUUGUAUUGAUGGAUUCAGAUUUUCUCCUUGGCCAAGCUUCAAUAAAUAUUUCAGCACAACACAUCUGAGGGCUCCUGAACACUUUAUUCACUGAUGAGUCCACAGCAAUAAAUAUCCCUAUUUAGAUGUCCCUUAAUAUACCUGAUUUGUUUUUUAUUAAGAACCUUGACUUAUUCUGUACGGAAAUGAAAAUGUAGUAAGAAAAAUUACACUGCCAUGUUAAAGAAAGUGAUGAAUCUGGAUGUGCACCGAAAUUGAAUGUGUUCUUUACUGACCCAUACUGCAACCUUCCACCAAGUUUCAUUGUAUCUCAUUUAGAAGUUUUUGCCUAAUCCUGGUAAAACUUACAACAACCUUGUUUAUCAGGUUCAUUGAGAAAUAGUUUUCAGAAACUUGUCUGAGAGAACUUGUAAAGUGAUCUUGUAUUGUUGUUGCAGCUGUAGCCAGAGCAGGUUAGCUUUCCCUUCACCUUUCCUGAUGUGGAUUCACCCAGUCGUCUCCAUUUGGCUUGAGGUGCCUUUCUGGAUUUUCAAACUCUGGAAAUUUGGUAACCAAAUAUAUGACAAAUUUACAUAAAGAAGGUUGGUGCUUUGCAUGCUCAUCAAACUAUAUCCGAUACCAAUAACCAUGUUUUUCCGAGCGUCCUGCAACUUUCCAUCUGCUCCCUCAAGCAAAUGAUAAGAAUCAGUUGGGUCGAGGCCCCCCAAUUUAAAUGUCUUUAAAUAUACAUUAACAUGAGUCUGUGAAUUUUUUUAAUAGCUCAGUAUUGUGUGCAAUAUGUAUGUUUGUAAAGGGCAGUGGCCACCCUGUACCUUGCACAUGUUUAAAAUAAAAACAUGAAUAUAUGAA